ACGGCCAGCACGGUGGGGUGCCCUCUUGCGGCUGAGGCGGCGGGAGGCAUGUGCGAGAGAGGCACCGGCGGCGGCGGCGGCGGGGCGGAGCCGUUGCCGAGCUGAGGCGGCAGCGCGGAAGGAGCCGGAGAUGGUGGCCGCGGCUGUGGGGCCGCAGCUCCGCGUCGCCUCGCUCUUGGCCGCGUCGCUGCUGGCGCUGCUGGUGCUGCAGCCGCCGCCGGGAAGCGUGGCCGGGGCCAGCCUGGGCGAGAGCGUGGUCUGGGCCGUCAACGCGGGCGGGGAGGCCCAUGUGGACGUCCACGGCAUCCACUUCCGGAAGGACCCCCUCGAGGGACGGGUGGGACGAGCUUCCGAUUAUGGCAUGAAACUGCCCAUCUUGCGCUCCAAUCCUGAGGAUCAAAUUCUCUACCAGACGGAACGCUACAACGAAGAAACCUUUGGCUACGAAGUCCCUAUCAAGGAAGAGGGCGACUAUGUCCUGGUGCUGAAGUUCGCUGAAGUCUAUUUUGCACAGUCGCAGCAGAAGGUUUUUGACGUGCGUCUGAACGGCCACAUGGUGGUGAAGGACUUGGACAUCUUUGACAGAGUGGGACACAGCACUGCCCACGAUGAGAUUAUUCCCAUCAGCAUCAAGAAGGGGAAGCUGAGUGUGCAGGGAGAGGUUUCUACCUUCACAGGAAAGCUUAACAUUGAGUUUGUCAAGGGGUACUAUGAUAAUCCAAAAAUCUGUGCACUGUAUGUCCUCUCAGGAACAGCGGAUGAUGUUCCAAAGCUUCAGCCUCACCCAGGCCUGGAGAAGAAAGAGGAGGAGGAGGAAGAAGAGGAGUACGAAGACGGGUCCAGCCCUAAAAAGCAGGCCAAUAAGAACCGGGUCCAGUCAGGUCCCCGCACACCAAACCCCUAUGCCUCGGACAACAGCAGCCUCAUGUUCCCGAUCUUAGUGGCCUUUGGCGUCUUCAUUCCAACCCUCUUCUGCCUUUGCAGGUUGUGAGAAAGACAGCAAGCACAGUGCAAGCCGAAGAGGAGGAGUUGGGCCGGAUGUGGAGGCAGUCCUGGCUUCUCCAUAUUUAAGGAAAACAAUGGCUUUUUAAGGAGCAGCAGGUACAAUAAAGGGAGACUUUGCAUCCUCCUCCACAGAACUUUGGGUCUUGGCCGGCUGUGGGCCAGCAGCAGGCACCUUUCCUCUCCAAAAGGCCUUGAAGCAGAACCUGGAUCUUUGGGGCAGUGAAUCCUGCAACGAGCAAGAUGGAGUCCAAAGGGGCGGGCAGAAAGGCAUACGAUCCGAAGGUUGGCUAGAAAGAGAAGCAGCCACUGAACAGCCUUGCUGGAUGGAUCCACGGGUGUGGAGAUGGGGGUUGGGUAGACAUCCGCUAGAACAUUUGUAGCUCAACACAUGGUACUUCUUUUCUCCUCUGAAUGAGGAGGCUCACCUUGACGGAUUGAUAUUUGGUCAACAUGCUUUUGGUUAUGGGACAGGUUGAGCCGGUAAUCUAAGUCACCUGCUCUGCCAGGCGUUCUGAGAAGAUUUUAUUUUCAGGCAAAGUGCAUUCCCUGGUCAUGAUAAUUCUGGCAAGUCUUGAGUUGUCUUUAGAGAAUUCCCUCUCGCCUCUCCUGGUGUAACUUUAAUCUAGUUUCUCUCCCCCUCCUCCCAUCCUCCCAAAUGCAGUGAUUCCACUCUUAACUCCUCUUCCCAUUCCAUGUCACAUGGCAAAAACCUGACCAGCAGAAGCUGGCACUCUAGCGGGCAUUUAGGGAGCUCCCUUGAUGGCCUUCCAUUUUUCUUGUGCCUGGAGACUUUCCACGAUCCAAGGUGGUGGCUCCUUUUUUUCUGCUUAAGAGCUCCAGAGCUAGAAAACCUUCAAAGGUUUCUGUCUUGCAUCUUCAGUCAUUACAUUUUUUUUCAGGCUCGGCUUCAACUUUUGAAGGAGAUGCAUGUCCUUUGAAGGGAUCCUGCCGGCCAUUCCUUUCUCGGGUCUUUUGGUGGGCACAGUCUGAAAUGACCUUAAAAGGUGCUUCCCGCAAGAUUGUAUUGUAAGCAAAGCCAGGAUUGCUUGAGCAUAACCUACAGAGAAAUCCCCUACUUGGGUUGUUGGGACUGCAGUUGUCAUCUUCCCUAAAUAUUUACUGGGAUCUAAGGAAUAUUUCUCUCUGUGUCUUUUGAUGUGGCUUUCUGGUUUUCCACUGCUAUAGUUAUAUCUGGAUCUGGGCAAAACAAAGGCAGAGUUGAAAACCUUUUCCUCAAUGGCCUUUUCACACAGAGCAAGAUGUACUUGUCAAUCUGUCAGUUGAUAUUCAGCUCAUGGUACUUGAGCCCCGCAGCGGCCAGGUUGUGCCACCGUAUUUAACGUUUGUUCCUAUAAUCUGUUCCAUUUUCCCAGUUUGUGGGCUUAAUUUUAAGGCACUUGUCCGGUUUCUUUCCGGCUACAAUCUCAGUGGGGAAAUGAACUGUUUUGCAUUUUCUUUUCAUACUGCUGGUAAACAUAUUAAACUCAGUCAGCUGCUCUCUUUCUCCUGCUGGCUCAGAAAAUUGUCUUCCUGCCCAGAUUUGGCUUGCUUUUGGACAUUUCACCUCAAAGUAAAUUCUUUCCUUUUUAUUUAUUUAUAUAUAUUACUACUAGACAGAAAAAUCCCCCCCCCCAAAUUUAUUUAGGAAUAAGCCCCAUUUGACUGAAAAUGCUGGCAGGGAUUUGCAAGUGUUUCAUCUGGAAGCUACUCAUGGCUCUAAACUUCAUUUGAUGGAAAUCCAUAUUUGGUAAUAGGGUGUCCAUUUUCAUGGCUGCCAUUGGUGAAAUGACUUCUGGGUUAUGUCCUGUGAGACGGUUGAUACCUGCUAGCAGAAUAUAGUAAAGGCUGAGGAAAUUUCAGACCUUCGUUGUCUCACACCCCAAAGUAAUUUCACCAAGUACCGUAGUCUUUGAAUUUCAACUGCGAAGAAUUCGAAUUGGAAGCUGUUGACGUCGCAGGUCCGGACAGAUGAAUCUGUUUUUGAAAGCAGGUGGAUGUUAUGUGAGCUCAGGUACGUAGCCAUGAGGACAAGGGGCUGCUUUCAUCUUGUUAUUGUUCAUUUUUUGAAUCCGUAAUCUUUAAACGAAAGCCCUUGUAGCUGUUUAUUUAGGGGCUAAUUUAUAUUUUGCAAGUGAAGAGAACAUAUAGGCUGCCUUGCCUCGCUCGUACCCUAAUUUGUCCGACUUGAUUGUAAAACUGCACAUUUCCUCCACAAACAAACUGAAGAUGGAGGAAGACCAAGUGAGCUAUUGCAAUCUCAUUCCCAUUCCCUUUUUUCUCCAGGGCCAGAGGAGGCUAAAGGCUACUGAUUAUCUUCCUGAGCAACUGUACUCGCUCUCUUCUCCAAUUCAGAAAACUCAAAAUUCCUAAAGGAAGAGAUGGUCUGUUUCUGAUAUGGAUGGGUAGACUUAAGACCACUGAAAAUCUGCAUUUCUAGGUCUUGAGCUGUUAAAAAAAAGGCAAUUCCCUUUUAUCAUAAGAAUGUUUGGUUCCAGUCAAUCGCUAGAAGAGUAGCUUUAUUCCUAUUUUUUAUGCAGAGAGAACAUGGCCCUAAUUUUCCCUUAGAGUUUGAAUAUAUUGAGUGUGGUAAAACAUUCAAGUAUUUUCUUCUUUUAAAGGAAAAUGCAGCAAAGUCAGCAUUUGAAUCUGUAUUUGUUGCUUCUGCCUUUUGAACAUUUUCAGGUAUAAGUUGGCAGGCUUCUUUGCAUGUCAAGAGGUCUUUUUUUAAUGGAACUUUUGUUUUGUACAAACUUUGCACAAAAAAGACCCUUGGAGCCCCAUGCUCUGUACACUUCACAUCCUGCUCUGAGAUGCCCUUAAAGCCACGCACAUGUGUGAGGGCUUGGUCUUUCAUACUUCUAUACUCUGAAAGAAAGAAAAGGUGAUCUAUCAAGAUCCUUGCAGCGUUACCCUCCACAAAGCACAUCAGGACAGAAGCUGCUCUCCACUUCCACAGAUUGUGCUUUUACAACUCUCUGGUUGGGCAGGGAUCUAUCCCUUUUAAGAUCUAUCAAAGUAUUAAGACUGCUGUGAAUGGCACAGUUUGAUUUAGAGGGUUGAGGAUCAACUGGCUUAGGUUGUUUGGCAUCUUGAUUUAGGGACCAUGGUCCUUGAGGCUCUUCUGCCUAAGCUGGAGAUCUUGUUCUUGCAGACUAUAAGGUACAAGUGAAUGGCAGUCUAAGUUUUGCCUGCCCGAUGCCAAAAUAUGCUGAAGGUUCCUACCGCUGCCUCUUGUGAGAAGGGUUCAUUUGUUCUGGGUUCAUUUGUGCUGAUGCAUGCUUUAGUUAUGUGCUUGGGGCACUGGUCCUUGUGUAGUAGCAUUAUUGGGCAUAGUGGUAUCCGGCUGCCCCUUUGUGGAAUUGUUUUUAUUUUUUGACCUACGUUUUGCUUGCACAAAUAUAAUGCCUUCUCCCUUAGCCAGUAGGGGGAAUAAAUGGUUGCUUUCUCUUUCCUGAGAUCCCAUCAGACAUAGACUAUUGAGAAAUAAUCCUAUUUCACCGCAGCAAUUUAGACAUUUAGAAGAGGAAACCCAUGAAUCAGGUAUCCUCCUUUAAAUGUCUUGAAGAGGGAGAAAAGCCUGGAGAAAGAUCUGCAGUUGCCUGGUAAAGGUAAAAAAACGCUGCUUGGGAUUAAUUGGGUAUUCCGUUGAAUGUAGGCCAAAGCGUGUUCCAUAUAAGUUGGAAAGAUCAGGUGUUGGGAUUUGCCAGAAGGAAAGGCUAAAGUAAAUGGAUAUUGUUGGGCCUCCCUUGCCGCAAAGCCAAAGGUAAGCGUUGGGAUUGUUGCUCUGCAGAACUGUGUUUAUCCUAAAGACUUUCAGGUUGCUAGAACAGACUGUAGCUUGCUUUUGAAAAGCCCCAAAGACAAACACAGCAGUAAAAAUCUCUACUGGAGAAUUUGGGGUGGGCCUCGAAAUGCCGUCUUCCUUCAGGAGCUUAGCUGGUGGCACACAAUGCCUGCUAGGCCCUAAUGCUGCUUCCUUCAAAGCAGAGCCCAGGAAGGUAGGGAAAGGGGAAGCAUUGGCUGCCAACCACCUUCCAUUGCCUUUCUGCUGUCCCUCCCCUCCCUGCUCCCAGGCUCCCAAAGCUGUGCUUGAUGGGGAUCUGAUAGUGGUGCUUAGCUUCCAAAUCGUUAUUUGAUCGAGGGCUGUGUGUGUGUGUGUGUGUCUGUGUGUGUGUUGGUUUCUUGAACCAAGAGAUCACUCCCUGGUUAAAACCUGUGGGAAAUUAUUUGGGGUGCCUUUGGGGAGUGCCUUGGGAGAUGUUUGAAUUCCCCCAGGGAAAGGGCCUGGCCUUUUUUUCUCUCUUUCUCUAAACUUCACUUCCUAAGCCUCGUCAUGAUCAAAGUUUUAGUGGCGAUAAUCCUUGUUAUUGCUAACGAGGCAGAUGUAGGUUUUGAGGGCUGCAAUCUCAGCUAUCAGAAGAUUGAGGCCCCAUCCUUUAUUGUACUGUUGUGUAUAUUUAUCUUUUCUAUUUGUGUCCCUGCUUGCUAAAGAGGCAUGGACGUGGCCUCUUAGGACAGCCUAGAACAGGGGGCCUCCAACUUUGGCAACUUUAAGCCUGGUGGACUUCAACUCCCAAAAUUCUAGGAGUUGAAGUCCUCCAGGCUUAAAGUUGCCAUGGUUGGAGACCCCUGGCUAGAAUGUUUGCUGCCAGGUUUCAAGCUUGGGUGGAAUCUGUCCUUGCGCUGGUUUGCCAUUCACAACUUUAAAGUCAAUACAUAAUUCUGAAGCAGAGUGGUGCACGCAAAUGUCCUUUACUUUUGUGUCUUUUAAUAUUUUGCAUUGGUUCUUUUUAUUAUUGGGAUGUGUGUAGGUGUGCAUUUAAUAUUGAGCUUGGGCAAAGGGUAAAAAGCACAUAUGACUUUUGUCUGACUACAUUGGCUUUGCAAAAGAUUUCUUUUCCCGGGGAAGUGAAAUAGGUAUGGAUGAGUUCUGCAUUAAUUAUUCCCCCCAUCCCAUUUUUUGGUACAUUUAGCUGUUUUGUUUUUUUAAUAAAUUUUGUUGAUUUCUCUUUUUUUUUCUCUCAAGAUGUCUGGUUGAGGGAAAUAUUCUGAAAUCUACUGCCUGGCAGUUUUAACCAGCAGUGUGUUAAAAAAAUAAAAAUUAUAUUGUCACUUAAA
This is a messenger RNA of Thamnophis elegans (Western terrestrial garter snake), 6123 nucleotides long. RefSeq names its product malectin (gene MLEC). Gene Ontology annotation, cellular component: membrane. Gene Ontology annotation, molecular function: carbohydrate binding. Bases 131 to 991 code for a protein of 286 amino acids. The record is from RefSeq and is a predicted model, not a curated record. NCBI's taxonomy places the organism in Eukaryota, Metazoa, Chordata, Lepidosauria, Squamata, Natricidae. The transcript is spliced from 5 exons.